Molecule: messenger RNA, 1917 nt
Organism: Myodes glareolus (Bank vole)
Lineage: Eukaryota; Metazoa; Chordata; Mammalia; Rodentia; Cricetidae
Source: RefSeq, a predicted model, not a curated record
GCAACUUUUAAGUGGUGGGGACGCUGCCCCGCCCCUCCAGGUGCGGCCAGACCACUCCUACCCCCCCCUCCUCCCCGGCGCGCGCGUCGCGCCACCGCCACAGCAGGGAGAGAAGGCAGGAUGACCACCUCCUCAUUCCUGGAUCCCUGGCCAUCCAAGGAGGUGUCCAUCAAUGAGCGCCUGGGCCUUGGAGACCAUCCCAAUGACUCCUACUGCUAUAGCUCAGCCCCAAACAGCACUGUGCUUCAGGGGGUCACCUUCGGGGGGAUCCCCACUGUCCUGCUCAUAGAUGUCAUCUGCUUUCUGUUUUUAGUCCUGGUGUUUUCCUUCAUAAGGAGAAGAUUCUGGGAUUAUGGCCGCAUAGCCCUGGUAUCAGAAGCAGGCAGUGAGGCCAGAUUCCAGAGACUGUCAUCUUCUUCCUCGGGGCAAGAAGACUUUGAAAACGAACUGGGAUGCUGCCCUUGGCUGACUGCCAUCUUCCGCCUGCACGAUGACCAGAUCCUGGAGUGGUGUGGGGAGGACGCCAUCCACUACCUGUCCUUCCAGAGGCACAUCAUCUUCCUGCUGGUGGUCAUCAGCUUCCUGUCCCUGUGUGUCAUCCUGCCUGUCAACCUCUCGGGAGACUUGCUGAAUAAAGACCCAUACAGCUUUGGGAGGACGACAAUAGCAAACCUGCAGACGAACAAUGACCUCCUUUGGCUGCACACCGUCUUCUCCGUCAUCUACCUCUUCCUCACUGUGGGCUUUAUGUGGCAUCAUACACGCUCCAUCAGAUACAAAGAGGAGAGCCUGGUGAGACAGACCCUGUUCAUCACAGGACUCCCCAGAGAAGCCAGAAAGGAAACCGUGGAGAGCCACUUCCGGGAUGCAUAUCCUACAUGUGAGGUGGUGGAUGUCCAGCUGUGCUACAGCGUGGCUAAGCUGAUGUACCUGUGCAGAGAGAGGAAGAAGGCAGAGAAGAGCCUCGCUUAUUACACAAGUCUGCAGGCCAAGACAGGCCGAGUGACCCUCAUCAACCCCAAGACUUGUGGCCAGUUCUGCUGCUGCGAAGUGCAGGGCUGUGAGCGGGAAGAUGCCAUCUCUUAUUACACCCGAAUGAAUGACAGACUGCUGGAGAGGAUUACUGCUGAGGAGUGCCUGGUCCAGGACCAGCCUCUAGGAAUGGCCUUUGUCACCUUCCGUGAGAAGUCCAUGGCUACUUUCAUCCUGAAAGACUUUAAUGCCUGCAAGUGCCAGGGCCUUCGGUGUAAAGGGGAGCCCCAGCCAUCCUCCUAUAGCAGAGAACUUUGUGUCUCCAAGUGGACUGUCACCUUUGCCUCCUACCCUGAGGACAUCUGCUGGAAGAACCUCUCCGUCCAGGGUGUCCGCUGGUGGCUCCAGUGGCUGGGCAUAAACUUCACUCUGUUUGUGGUGCUGUUUUUCCUGACCACACCCUCUAUCAUUAUAUCUACCAUGGACAAGUUCAAUGUCACCAAACCCAUCCACGCAUUGAAUGACCCUAUCAUCAGCCAGUUUUUCCCCACACUCCUGCUCUGGUCCUUCUCGGCGCUGCUCCCUACCAUUGUCUACUACUCCACACUGCUGGAGUCUCACUGGACGAGGUCAGGGGAAAACCGGAUCAUGGUGUCCAAGGUCUACAUAUUCUUGAUCUUCAUGGUGCUGAUCCUGCCUUCCCUUGGCCUGACUAGCCUGGAUUUCUUCUUCCGGUGGCUCUUUGACAAAACUUCCUCAGAUGGCUCCAUCCGGCUGGAGUAAGUAUGGGCUCAGCCGCCAUCCAGAGUGCAGAUCUCAAGAGCUUUGUGAGGGGAGGGCAGUACGGUGUCAGGCCUCAACUCAACCUUUCUCCCCUGGAACCACACAGGCCUUGCAACCACACAGCCCCCCUGCAUUCCUGGAAUAUAUGUGCGAGCUGGCCUA